Molecule: messenger RNA, 2722 nt
Organism: Syngnathus typhle (broad-nosed pipefish)
Lineage: Eukaryota; Metazoa; Chordata; Actinopteri; Syngnathiformes; Syngnathidae
Gene: prss23
Product: serine protease 23
Exons: 3
Coding region: 1-1587 (528 amino acids)
Biological process (GO): proteolysis
Molecular function (GO): serine-type endopeptidase activity
Source: RefSeq, a predicted model, not a curated record
AUGUGUGGACAUUCCUACACGCUGUGUCGCCGUGACCGGGCUCUCUCGUUUGGCUCGCCGGUACCAUGCCGACCCCUGAGAGCAUCCCAAUUGCGUGUCCAGAAUUCCUUCGGUUCAGACACGUUCACACCUUUUAAAGAGAGCGAUUUUUUAAAAUUAUUAUUAUUAUUUGAACUUCACGGCGCUAGGACCCCGGGUGGGUUUGACCUAAACUCACCAACUCCACGCUGGAGUUGGCGCUCCGCACGCGCGUGCGAGCGCACCCUGAAGCGUCAUUUGCAUUUUGUAACACUCGUCGAAGCCCACGCAGCACGUCGGACCACUCAACUUCCUACCUGCUGCUUUCCUACGGGGGAUCUCAAACAAGCCAUUCACGUGCGCUCAUCAUAUGCAUGCAAUGAAAAGAACAAACAUGGACAUGGACGGGACACAUUCAUAAACCAGUGUCGUUCCUGUAGCACCAUGAUUGAGCGUGGCAGCUCCCAAUUACCGGCUCUUCUCCUCCUCCCGUUCCUCCUCCUCUCGUCUUCCCUGGAACUUCCCCACCGUCCCCUCAUGCAUCCCCUGGUCCCCACCUUGGUCCCCCAUCAGCCAACUCCUCUGGUGCGGUCCCGCUUCAGCGCCCGCCCUCACCUGGCCUUGACCACCCACUGCAACUCCAGCUGCUUCCAUCGCGCAGGGGUACCAGGCCACCAGUCUGCCGACAACCUAGCCUUUGAGACCCUCUACUCGGAUGGCUCUCGCACGCUGACCACCGUGGACGUGGAGGAGGAGGACGCCAGUCUGGUGGACCGGAUGCCCAGCCACAGGAUGGGACGCCGGCGUGUGAGACGCCAGAUCUACGGUGCAGACGGCCGCUUCAACAUCCAGGGUGACAACUUCCUGCUGGACUACCCGUUCUCGGCGGCUGUACGCAUCUCCACGGGCUGCACCGGCGUCCUGGUGUCGCGCUGGCAUGUCCUGACCGCCGCCCAUUGCCUCCAUGACGGCAAGGAUUAUGUCAAGGGGGCGCGCAAGCUCCGAGUGGGCUUCCUCAUCCCACCGUCCGUCAACACGACCGUAGCGGAACCCUCGUCCGGGAAGAAGCCCAUGGUGCGCUGGGUGCGGGUCAGGCGCACCCGGGUUCCUAAGGGGUGGAUCCAGGGUCCUCAGGAGCUAAGCAUGGACUUUGACUACGCCCUUCUGGAGCUGCGCUGGCCCCACCGGCGGUCAUUUAUGCGGCUCGCCGUGGCACCUUCCCCAGACGGCCUGGCGGGUCGCCGCAUCCACUUCUCGGGUUUCGACAGCGACCGACCUGGAGAGCUGGUUUAUCGUUUUUGCCCGGUGGAAGAAGAGUCGAGCGACCUGAUCUACCAACACUGCGACGCUCGGCCGGGGGCCAGCGGGUCGGGCGUGUACGGCCGCGUGUGGGACAACUCUUUGGAACGCUGGGAGAGGAAAGUCAUCGGGAUCUUUUCGGGGCACCAGUGGCUGGAGGUGGACGGAGAGAACCGUGACUACAACGUGGCCGUGCGCAUCACUCCGCUCAAGUUUGCACAGAUUUGCUACUGGCUGCACGGAAAUCGUCUGGACUGUUCGCACGACUGAGACGAAAGAGGGACUCGGUCGUGAAAUAACAACCGCCCGUCAGGAGGGUAACCAGUUGUAACAACCAGUUUUACAGAACCAGUAUUUUUAACAUUUACUAGAUGGUCUUGAUUGUUUUUUGGAGACUACACACCAGGAAUCAGACAUCUGAGAAUCUGGCAUUCGCUGAUUUUGAUCAGAAGCUCAUAUUCAUCCUGUUUUUUGAUACGCAAUUAUCCUGCUCAACCAUCACCAUGGCAUGCAUCUCUUGUGCAGUGUUAAUAUCUAUCUUUUCUAGAUGAAAAACACACUUAUAUUCAUUUACAUAGUUUACACAGCUAAAAGUUUAAUUCAACAUCUUGACAUGAACUUUCUUUCAUCUGAACAAGAAACACGUUAUGAGCUUGAGAGAUUGUUGUAAUUUUAUUUUUGGACAAAUGCUUGAUAUAUUUUAAUAAAGAGAUUUUAUGACAGGAGUGGAAUCAUCAGUUGAGCAAGAAUUAGAAAUGGUGCGGUGGCGCCCUCUUGUGGUUAUAAGCUUUCUUACACAUUGAGGUAAUGUGACGAUUAACAACAAAGAAAAACUAAUUUCAAUUUAUGACCAUAGCCUGACGUCCUCCUUCCCAAAGUGCCACUAAUCAAUACUUGCAUGAGUUGUCAAUUGGUGCAAUUACUCAGAUUCAUAAGCCAUUUUGCAUAUUUGAAUCCAAUUCUGCUCAACAUUUUGAUGAUUCAAUUAGAUGUAUAAGAAAAUCAAGCCAGUCAGUAGUUUAGUGAUUUUUUUUAUUAGAUAGGAGACGAUACAAAACAUCCACCAUUCAAUAUUCAGUCUCAAAUCUGGUCACCGGUGUUUCAUUUACACAUUGCUCUCCAUCAAGACCUUCACAACGCCAACAUUUUAUUUAUUUCCCAAUGAGAUAAUGGUUUGAAGAAAGAAAAAAAAAAAGUACGAGGAAUGUGUGAACUACAUCAAAUGCCGUUGUCAGAACGGGGAAGAAAAAAAAAAUACUCAAGUUUUGGAAUUUUGCAUGUUCAAAACAGAAAAUAUAUUAUAACUUGUUCCCCAAGAAUAUGUUUGAUACGUCUUGUGCAAUGGAGAGUAUGAAUUAGUUUACACUAAACCAGAUCUCACUACAGUUACAAAGCUUACCUACAA